Molecule: messenger RNA, 1784 nt
Organism: Stomoxys calcitrans (stable fly)
Lineage: Eukaryota; Metazoa; Arthropoda; Insecta; Diptera; Muscidae
Gene: LTV1
Product: protein LTV1 homolog
Exons: 2
Coding region: 85-1590 (501 amino acids)
Biological process (GO): ribosomal small subunit export from nucleus; ribosomal small subunit biogenesis
Cellular component (GO): preribosome, small subunit precursor; nucleus; cytosol
Source: RefSeq, a predicted model, not a curated record
CAACCCUUUAAAAGUCGUAACUUGACAUUAGCACAUGUGUUUGUUUUUGUUUAAUCGAAAAAUUUAAUUAUAAAUAUUAGAAAAAUGGGUAAAGGCAAAAAGGCGUUCAUUGAUCGUAAAAAUGCUGUGACUUUUCAUCUGGUGCAUCGCAGUCAACACGACCCUCUGGUCACUGAUGCGGAUGCUCCUCAACAUGUUUUGGUAGAAGCUGGUGCCCGUCAGCCGCAAAAGCAGGCAAAUCUCGAUCCAGCCGAUUUGGAAAAACGUCGAGAAGAGCAAAAGAAAUAUGGCAUUCACUAUGAUGAUGAUUAUGAUUACUUGCAGCACUUGAAAAAGCCCGAAAUGGAGACAGUAUGGGAGUAUGUGGAGAAUCCCAAUCAAGCCAAGAAACGAGUUGAUGAAAAUCGUUUAACCACAGCACCGAAAUUGAAUUUGCCCAGUUCUGUAUUUGCUAGCGAAUUUGAAGAGGACGAGGGUAUGCUAAACAAAGCUGCUCCACACCCUGGACCACGUCCCGAUUGGGAUCCAGAUGUAGUUGCUGCUCUAGAUGAUGAUUUUGAUUUUGACAAUGAAGAAAAUAUGUUGGAUGAUGAUUUUGUUAUGAAGGCCAUGGAGGGAAAUAGUGAUGAGGAAGAAGAUUACGAUGAAGAUGAGGAGGAGGAAGAGGACGAUGAGCAAGAUUUCGACUCUGAUGACCUAGAUGGUUCCGAUGAAGAAGAUGACGAUGAACUUAUGGAUCGUUUGGGACCGCUCAUGAGAAACAAACGUUUUGCAAACGAGGAAACCAAGUCCCAGUUCACAGAAUACUCCAUGUCAUCUAGUGUCAUUCGUCGCAACGAACAGUUGUCCCUUUUGGAUGACCGUUUUGAACGUUUCUAUGCCACUUAUGACGACCCCGAACUUGGAGAUCUAGCCACCGAAGAAAUCGAAGGAUCGUGGGGCCAAAAACACCCGUAUGUGAUGGGUUGUUAUAAACAAUUUAAAAAAUCCGAUGAAAUUUUAGAAUAUAACAAAGAAUGGGAUAAGAAACGCAUAGAAAAAUAUGAAAAUGUUGUAGAAGGUGAUCAAGACCCGAAUGAAGAACUGAUAGAGUAUGAAGUAGAAGAUCCAAAGGAGAAAAAAUGGGAUUGUGAAUCUAUUUUGACAACUUGUUCGAACAUAUACAAUCAUCCAAAACUUAUUGAUGAACCCAAGAAACAUAGAAGUCGCCAAAACUCGAAUUCAUUAGCGGGAAAUAAAAUUGAAAUCGAUCCCAAAACUGGAAUGCCAAUGAAUGUUUUGCAUGGUGACAACAAUCAAUUGACAGCCAAAGCCUUGGCGAAACUUGAAAAUGGCACAGAUGCUAAUGCAUCCGGCCCCAAGUCCCUCUGUGCAAAAUCGGUGCUAUCCACACUUAGUGUAUUAUCAAUACGUCCAAAGGACGAGACGCCCGAAGAGAAACGGGAGCGUAAACGCUUACUUAAGGAAUAUCGCUUGGAACGCCGCAUUGAGAAGAAGGCUAACGCUGAAGCCUUUAAGGAGGAAAAGAAGCGACAAAUACACGUGAAACAAAAUCAACAUCUCAAUCAACAAGGCAGUAAAAUUCUUUAGUUAUAGUUACACAUACAUCUGCUUGUCUUUAUUAUACAUUAAUCCUCUAGAAGAAAUCAAACACAUUGUAUAUAAUGGUACAAUAUAUAAUUCUAUUUUUAUUGGCAGCAAUCAAUUGCCAGUUACGAUAAAGUAAAAUUCAAAAAAUUGUGUGGAUCGUGCAGUGCGCACAAUCUAUUUUGUUUUAAAACACA